GUAGGGUUACGCGCGGCGCCGGGGCGGCCGCGGGCUGAGGUACCGGUUCCCAGCUCCAGGUCCCGGGUCGCGGCUGGGCGGCGCGGCCCGGGCUGCAGCGAGGCCGGGCGGCCCCUCGCGCCCUGCCGCCAGGCCGCCAUGCAAGGCUCGGGAGGGAACGUGAGCCGCGGACUGCCGGGAGGGCCGGCCUCCACGGUCGCGUCCGGGGCGGGCCGCUGUGAGAGCGGCGCGCUCAUGCACAGUUUCGGCAUCUUCCUGCAGGGGCUGCUCGGAGUCGUGGCCUUCAGCACAUUGAUGCUUAAGCGCUUCCGAGAACCAAAGCAUGAAAGACGACCAUGGAGGAUAUGGUUUUUAGACACUUCCAAACAAGCCAUAGGGAUGCUGUUCAUCCACUUUGCAAAUGUGUACCUAGCAGAUCUCACUGAAGAGGACCCUUGUUCACUGUACCUCAUCAACUUUCUUCUGGACGCCACUGUAGGCAUGCUUCUCAUUUAUGUGGGCGUACGCGCUGUCAGUGUCUUGGUGGAGUGGCAGCAGUGGGAAUCCCUGCGUUUUGGAGAAUAUGGAGACCCUCUGCAGUGUGGGGCCUGGGUGGGGCAGUGUGCCCUUUACAUCGUGAUCAUGAUCUUUGAAAAGUCUGUCGUCUUCAUCGUCCUUCUCAUACUCCAGUGGAAAAAGGUGGCCCUAUUGAAUCCAAUUGAAAACCCAGACCUGAAGCUGGCCAUCGUCAUGCUCAUUGUCCCCUUCUUUGUCAAUGCUUUCAUGUUCUGGGUAGUAGACAAUUUCCUCAUGAGAAAGGGGAAGACGAAAGCAAAGCUAGAAGAAAGAGGAGCCAACCAAGACUCAAGGAAUGGGAGCAAGGUUCGCUACCGAAGGGCAGCAUCCCAUGAGGAGUCUGAGUCUGAGGUCCUGAUCUCAGCUGAUGACGAAAUGGAGGAGUCUGAGGCCGAGGAGGAUCUCCGCAGACUGACCCCCCUCAAACCUGUGAAGAAGAAAAAGCACCGCUUUGGGCUACCUGUAUGACACAUUCCCACGCUGUGGAUGACAGUCAUGGGGCCCAGUCCAGCAGCAGCAUCCCUUCCCUCUCUCUACCCUCCUCUCUACCUCCACUCCUCUUGCUGUCUCUGCCCGCUCUCCACCCGCCCCAGACUACUGUGACUGAAAAGAGGGAAGAGGAACCGUGCCCGAGGGGGCUGUGGGCAGCUGGAGGUCCCGCUCAGUUGCACUACAAACACUGACCAAAUAUGCAAGCGAAGAGCUGUGUUUGUUGUCGUCCCUUUGGGGUGCUGUGAGACCCCUGUCCUGUGUCUGACCCGGUGGCAUGGUGGAAGAAAACAGAGCACACACAGACUGCCGGGCCCUCGUGCCGAGGCUUGGGCCUUGUGGACACGUGACGGCUUAGGGUUAACAGCCUCUGGUUGACCCAAGUUGGAAUAGGAAUGCUUUCUUACUCAAAAGGCUUUUGUAACUCUUUAUUUCUAAAGCCAGUUUUAUGAGCUGU
Molecule: messenger RNA, 1501 nt
Organism: Alexandromys fortis (reed vole)
Lineage: Eukaryota; Metazoa; Chordata; Mammalia; Rodentia; Cricetidae
Gene: Stimate
Product: STIM activating enhancer
Exons: 8
Coding region: 139-1023 (294 amino acids)
Biological process (GO): activation of store-operated calcium channel activity
Cellular component (GO): cortical endoplasmic reticulum; membrane
Molecular function (GO): calcium channel regulator activity
Source: RefSeq, a predicted model, not a curated record